UUUAGAAUUACGGUAUACCACGUGCUGUCUUGAAGUUGAUAGCCAUGGCAUUGUUCCCCGUGCCUCGUUACAUGGGAGAAGACGAGAAAGAAGGAACAGUAAGAUCUGUAAUGACCUUAAAGGAGCUCCAUACCAUUGCUAAAGAACGGGCCAAAUCAAUUACUGGAAGGGAAGCAGGUACUAUUAUAAAGAAAGAAGUGAGGGAAAUGGAUGUGGAUGACAACAAGAAAACUAAAGGGAAGAAAAGAAUGAAAAAACUUGAGCCUGACACAGAGAGCAGUGAGCAACUGAAGCCCAAGAAAAGAAAGCAUGAUGUGAAAGCAAGUGAAGAGACAAUGGAACAUGAUGAGGCGUGCAAUGAUGAUGGAGGUGAUGAUGAAACGGAGGAAAAUGACGAGGAAGAUAAUCCUUUACCAAUGGUGACGCAUUCUGAGAGAUAUCGCCCAUCGACACAACUGACCUAUCAUCACCUACCUGACUGGGUUACUCAGUCUCACCACAUUGAGUCAGACAUUGCCGAAUAUUCACAGUCUCUAGAAGACUUUGCUCUUAAUCCAAUCAUUACGGAUAACUUGCAUAAGAUGAGUGUCACCAGUUUAUUUCCUGUCCAGUGUGUAGUUCUACCAGAGCUCCUGUCUAGCUCUCACGGUCCAUUAUUAUCUACAGUUUCUGGAGCUCCCCCAUCAGAUAUGUGCAUAUGUGCUCCAACUGGCUGUGGAAAGACCUUGAGCUAUGUUGUGCCAAUUGUAUCUAGUUUAUUGAACAGAAUUACUCGAGAGUUGAAAGCUCUUGUAGUGGUCCCAUCUAAAGACCUUGCAUUACAGGUCUAUAAUGUAUUUGUGUCUGUUUCAAAAGGUACAAGAGUAAGGAUUGGUGCAGUAGGCUCUCAAAACACUAGCUUCAGUGUUGAGCAGAAACAACUGAUCAGUCAUCAUGGCCCGGCGGUUGAUGUAUUGGUAGCUACUCCUGGUCGUCUUGUUAGACAUUUGCAGGAGACACCAUUUCUUUCUUUAGCGUCUCUUCGGUAUCUAGUCAUUGACGAAGCUGAUAGGAUUUUUGAGCAGUCAUAUCACAAUUGGCUAAACACUGUAAUGGACUCCAUAAGAGAGACUCAUUCAUCCGGUCAUUGUCCUUUAUCUUCAUCUUGCAUACCCCGUAUGUACCCCGAAUUAUGGAAGCCAUCUUUCUCAAAGUCUUUAUUAAAACAUAAAGGAAUGCACACUGACUCCCAGCUCUCUUCCUCAAUUAAUGAUUUAAUAUACCCGGCAGCCGCUCCCCUACAGAAACUUCUCUUUUCAGCCACUCUCUCACUGGAUCCUGAGCAGCUCCACCUGCUACAGCUGUAUAGACCAAAGUUGUUUACUGCCACACCUGCAUUGCAAGAAGAUUUGGGUCAAUCAAUAUUGCCAUCAACUCUUAAAGAGUAUUCGAUAAGUUGCAGUUCUGACUAUAAGCCUCUUGUUCUCCUACAUCUCAUUCUUACCUUUGAUCAUCACAGGAUCCUUUGUUUUACGCACUCUCGUGAGUCCACCCAUCGCCUGACCCUCCUUUUAAAGGAGUAUGAUGCGCCUGUUGCUGAAAUAUCAGGAGACCUUUCGCAAGAAAAGAAAAACGAGCUAAUUAAGAAAUUAACUGGCAAAGAAAUAAAGGCUCUGGUUUGUUCUGAUGGUAUGGCUAGAGGUAUGGAUAUCCCCGGGAUCGACUGUGUCAUCAAUUACGAUGUGCCUAGUCACUUUCGUUCAUAUUUGCACAGAGUAGGAAGAACUGCAAGAGCUGGCGCUGAGGGAGCUGCUUAUACUCUAAAUACAUUUGAAGAGGUUCAUAAGUGGCAACGCAUGAUCAGAGAAGCAGGCAGGAAGCAAAUUGAAAAUGUAUCAAUUACUGAAGAUGAUUUAAAGCAAUAUGUAAUUAAAUAUUCAGAUGCACUGGAAUCUGUUGCUAACUCGAUAACUUGUAAACGUAAAUAAUUCUUUUUUUAAAAAGAAAAUAAAAUAAUUAUUUUUUA
Molecule: messenger RNA, 2005 nt
Organism: Amphimedon queenslandica
Lineage: Eukaryota; Metazoa; Porifera; Demospongiae; Haplosclerida; Niphatidae
Product: ATP-dependent RNA helicase DDX51-like
Exons: 3
Coding region: 45-1967 (640 amino acids)
Molecular function (GO): ATP binding; nucleic acid binding
Source: RefSeq, a predicted model, not a curated record